Molecule: messenger RNA, 1490 nt
Organism: Cucumis melo (muskmelon)
Lineage: Eukaryota; Viridiplantae; Streptophyta; Magnoliopsida; Cucurbitales; Cucurbitaceae
Product: trans-resveratrol di-O-methyltransferase-like
Exons: 2
Coding region: 82-1236 (384 amino acids)
Biological process (GO): methylation
Molecular function (GO): O-methyltransferase activity; protein dimerization activity; S-adenosylmethionine-dependent methyltransferase activity
Source: RefSeq, a predicted model, not a curated record
GCUCUUUCUUUCUUUUUUAUUAUUUAUUAUAAUUUUUUUUUAUUUUUUUAUUAUUGUAUCCAUGGUAAUCGAUAUGCAUUUAUGUAUGAAUGGAAGAAAUCCAGAUCACAAGUAUUGGACACAUCACCAAAGUGUUUGGACAAUUAUUUCUCUCUUGUUGUUCUGAAUAUGAAUAUGGAGGCCGGUGGAAAGAAGUUAGCAAUGGGAGGGGAUGAGUUGUUAGAAGCUCAAUCCCACAUAUGGAAUCACAUCUUCAACUUCAUAAACUCAAUGUCUCUCAAAUGUGCAAUCCAACUUGGAAUUCCAGACGCCAUCCAUAGCCAUGGACCCAACCCUAUGCCCCUCUCUCUUCUUGUUUCAUCUCUCCAACUUCAUCCUAAUAAAACCCAAUUCAUAUACCGUUUGAUGCGUUUAUUAACUCACUCUGGCUUCUUUGUUCAACAAGAAGAAGGAUACAUUCUUACCAAUUCAUCUCGCCUUCUUCUUAAAGACAAUCAUUUUGCUGUAUCUCCUUUCCUACUUUCCAUGCUCCAACCAGCUCUCACAGAUCCAUGGCAGUUCCUCUCAAUCUGGUUACAAACUGACGACCGAACGCCAUUCGAGACGGCACAUGGAAUGCCGUUUUGGGAGUACAUGGGGAAUAAGGCAAAAGAUGGGGAGGUUUUCAAUGAAGGCAUGGCGAGUGAUGCGAGGUUGGUGAUGAGUGUGAUAUUGGAAAAACAUAAAAGUGUUUUUGAAGGAGUUGAGUCGUUGGUUGAUGUUGGUGGUGGCACUGGAACAAUGGCCAAAGCCAUUUCACAAGCUUUUCCACAAAUGGAAUGCACUGUGUUUGAUCUUCCCCAAGUAGUUGCUCAUUUGAAGGAAGAUCAACCAAACUUCAAAUAUGUUGAAGGAGAUAUGUUUAAACUUAUUCCUCCAGCUGAUGUGCUUCUCUUAAAGUGGAUAUUACAUGAUUGGAGUGAUGAAGAAUGUGUGGAGAUUCUGAAGAACUGCAAAGCAGCCAUUACAAGCAAUGGUGACAGAGGAAAAGUGAUGGUAAUUGAUAUUGUGCUGUUUGGGAAUAAAAAGGACUCGAUGGAAACUCAACUGUUAUUCGACAUGCUGAUGAUGACAUUAGCUGGUGGAAAGGAGAGGGAAGAAGAAAAGUGGGCUGAAUUGAUUAAAGAAGCUGGAUUUAGGAGCUACAAGAUUUUUCCAAUUAUGGGUGUAAGAUCUCUUAUAGAGAUUUACCCAUAACCAAUAAUCUCUUUUUAAUGUGUAUGCAUGCAAGGGUUAAUUUAAUUCAUAACUGUUCAUUUUUUCUUUUUUAAUCAAAAAAUUGUGUGAAUGGAAGUGAGGAUUGUUGGAGGUUUAUUAUUAAGAAAUCAAGAAAGCAAUUGUGAUGGUUUAUUAUUAUUAUUUGUUUUGGGAUAAAUAAUGUGUUGAGAGAUGGAUUGAGUUUGUAAACUAAUUUUGUUUAAUAUAUAAUAUGUGGGACUUCAUUAUGCAAA